Molecule: messenger RNA, 2515 nt
Organism: Gigantopelta aegis
Lineage: Eukaryota; Metazoa; Mollusca; Gastropoda; Neomphalida; Peltospiridae
Exons: 2
Coding region: 1-1209 (402 amino acids)
Source: RefSeq, a predicted model, not a curated record
AUGACGUCAUCGAUUGGCGUACUACAACCGUACAGGAACGUCAGGUGGGACGUAUCACUUCAACAUCACGCGAUGACGUCAUCGAUUGGCGCACUGCAACCGUACAGGAACGUCAGGUGGGACGUAUCACUUCAACAUCACGCGAUGACGUCAUCGAUUGGCGCACUGCAACCGUACAGGAACGUCGGGUGGGACGUAUCACUUCAACAUCACGCGAUGACGUCAUCGAUUGGCGCACUGCAACCGUACAGGAACGUCAGGUGGGACGUAACACUUCAACAUCACGCGAUGACGUCAUCGAUUGGCGCACUGCAACCGUACAGGAACGUCAGGUGGGACGUAUCACUUCAACAUCACGCGAUGACGUCAUCGAUUGGCGCACUGCAACCGUACAGGAACGUCAGGUGGGACGUAUCACUUCAACAUCACGCGAUGACGUCAUCGAUUGGCGCACUGCAACCGUACAGGAACGUCAGGUGGGACGUAUCACUUCAACAUCACGCGAUGACGUCAUCGAUUGACGCACAGCAACCGUACAGGAACGUCAGGUGGGACGUAUCACUUCAACAUCACGCGAUGACGUCAUCGAUUGGCGCACAGCAACCGUACAGGAACGUCAGGUGGGACGUAUCACUUCAACAUCACGCGAUGACGUCAUCGAUUGGCGCACAGCAACCGUACAGGAACGUCAGGUGGGACGUAUCACUUCAACAUCACGCGAUGACGUCAUCGACUGGCGCACUGCAACCGUACAGGAACGUCAGGUGGGACGUAUCACUUCAACAUCACGCGAUGACGUCAUCGAUUGGCGCACUGCAACCGUACAGGAACGUCAGGUGGGACGUAUCACUUCAACAUCACGCGAUGACGUCAUCGAUUGGCGCACUGCAACCGUACAGGAACGUCAGGUGGGACGUAUCACUUCAACAUCACGUGAUGACGUCAUCGAUUGGCGUACUACAACCGUACAGGAACGUCAGGUGGGACGUAUCACUUCAACAUCACGCGAUGACGUCAUCGAUUGGCGUACUACAACCGUACAGGAACGUCAGGUGGGACGUAUCACUUCAACAUCACGCGAUGAUGUCAUCGAUUGGCGCACUGCAACCGUACAGGAACGUCAGGUGGGACGUAUCACUUCAACAUCACGCGAUGAAGUCAUCGAUUGGCGCACUGCAACCGUACAGGAACGUCAACCACGCGAGUUGACUGAUAUAAAUUAAGAUUGAUUAUGGGUAAUAAAUAGGAUAUUAAACUCGCUACCAUUUCGAAUCAUGUUUAUGUCCCUCGUAAAUAAUGUUCAUUGUCACAAGCUAAAGCUAAAGCUUGUGACAACUGAAAAUUAUUUCACUCAGGACAUAAACAUAAUUCGAAAUGGAAUUUCUUUUAAUAUUCUAUAAGUAAGUGAGAGAAUAUGUGUAUAUAUCAAGUAUGCAAGGUUCUGCCUACAGUGGUAAUUUUAUAUCAGCACUGUAGCUGCUGGUCACGUAAUGCUGUCGACAUAACAAUUAUGAAUUUCACAUCCUCACCCACAAGACGUUAGCAUUGGAUUAUCCAUUGGUCAUGAAUUUCUAGGCAGACCCCAGAGUAUGAAAUACAAGUAUAUAUUCAUAAAGGUAUGAUCAUGCAGAGAGAGAAUGAAAUAUGAGUAUAUAUUCAUAAAGAUUGAUCAUGCAGAGAGAGAAUGAAAUACGAGUAUAUAUUCAUAAAGAUUGCAUGAUCUUGAUCAUGCAGAGAGAGUAUGAAAUACGAGUAUAUAUUCAUAAAGAUUGAUCAUGCAGAGAGAGAAUGAAAUAUUUAUAGUCAAAAGAAAACAAUUUCCAUAAUGAUGCUCACCUUGUUUUGACAGACCUCUAACAAUUGAAAAUCGGCUUAAACCAUUUAUUGGUAACACAAAAACAAAAUCAGUUAGCCCAUUUCCUUUUUACUUAACCUCUGAUGCCUUAUAACCGUAAAUAAAAUGUAUUGAGUGCAUUGUUAAAUAAAACAUUUCCUUCAUCCUACUUACCGGUAACCUGUUACAUUCAUGUAAAUGAUGUCCUUACUUUAAUACCUGAACGAAAAAUAGGUUUCACAAAAUUAGAUUUGUGUGAAUGACAUGCAGAUGAAGUGCAAAUAUUGUCAGAAUUGGCAGAGGCCCAUCUCAAAACAAAACCAGUACUCAUGUUGGAAACUAGGGUAGCAGCUUCUGUACAUUCUGCAACCAUAUUUGUGAAGGCUGUGUGAGACAUGAAGGUUAAUGCUGUUUAAAUAUUGAGUUGCAGUACGAUUAUCCUCUCUUUGCGGGAAGGAAUUAAUAUUUGUGUAUAAUUGAUCCCAAAGAUAACUGCUAGAAGUUGAUGAAGUUUGUGUUCAGAAUCAUGUUUAUCAUAAUGAAGGUGUUAUAGAACAAGGAUAUAUAUAGUUUUAUUGAUGAAACAAUACAUAAUCAAUGAAUUGGGAAUCCCAAUCCUAAAAUUACCUAUCUUUUUGGGAGCAAUAAAAAACAAUUUAAGAAAUAAAUAUUCAUUUUUUA